This is a messenger RNA of Scleropages formosus (Asian bonytongue), 3757 nucleotides long. Its product is annotated as toll-like receptor 5. Gene Ontology annotation, molecular function: protein binding; signaling receptor activity. The transcript has 3 exons. NCBI's taxonomy places the organism in Eukaryota, Metazoa, Chordata, Actinopteri, Osteoglossiformes, Osteoglossidae. The record is from RefSeq and is a predicted model, not a curated record. The coding region runs from base 820 to 3594 and encodes 924 amino acids. Gene Ontology annotation, biological process: toll-like receptor signaling pathway; inflammatory response. Gene Ontology annotation, cellular component: plasma membrane.
CCUCAACCAUAUGAUGUACUUCCCUGUCAUGACAAACAUAAAAAAGAUUACAUAUUCUUGACAGGUACAGCAAAAGUUUAGGCCCUAUAUCUGACAUUGGACAGCACCCAUAUUCUCACUACACAAACUGUUAGAAAUAGGAAAGCGGUACCGUAGCAACUCAAGUUACAAUAGGUUGAGCUACAGACUUCGCAGUUUUUUUAAAUUUAUAUUUCGGUUUAAAUGGCAUUUUCUUGACACCAGCACCAGUACCAAUGAAAACGAGUGGAGAUUAACAAGUUCAAAGUAGGGGGUCAUACUUUUUUGUUAUGUGCAAUGAUUGAAUGAAAUCACCAGUAAUUGCGUUUAAACAGGUGUCUGAGGAGACAUUUUUUUUUUACCUUAAGCAAAAGUUUUAACUUUAAUAUAACAACAUGCACAUAUUAGUGCACGUAGAUAUAUCCGAGAUUUAUACAGCACACUACCCGCAAAUAAAUCGUGUGACGUUUGCAUCAUUAAAGUUUUGCCGAUUGUGAUUCAGAAGGAAAACUCAUUUUUGUCCCCCCACGCCCACCGUCUCAACUGUGUUCGCAACUUUAGGAGUCGAUGACACUGUACUUCCGUCUGGAAGAGGCGCGCAUCUUCGAAGCGGAGCGCACCGCCCCGCCCCGAAACGUGCACGGUCCUAACUUCUCCAGAGUCACAUGCUCGUCAAACGCAACCCGUGCACUUGUAAACGAGAGAGAGUAGGCGUGUCAACGAGGGUAGGUCGCUGUCCGGGUUGAGAGGGGUGUGUGUCUUUCACGUAUAAGUGUUAGACUGCAGCUGAACCGCCAGAAAAUGCGACUGUGCACAUCUGACCUGUACGUACAGCGGACGAAGGAGACAGGUAACAGCGCGAGGCGCGUCGCCCGCAGCUCAGCUCGAGUCGGCGGGGCGGGGUCUCCGCGAACUCUGGCACCGAUUAUGCGUGAGGUCCGCGUGGUCGAAGAGUCUCGAAGAAACACAGUGAAGAUUUAUAUUGUACUUUUUCUGGGAAGCUGUCUUCUGGGUGAAAAGGCGGCAUUGGCUUGCAGAAUUAAUGAACGACGAGCCAUGUGUACUUGGAAUUCACUCAAGGAGGUUCCGGUGUUGCCCUCUGACAUUAUUCUAUUGGAUUUGAGCAUUAACAAUAUAGGUGAAGUUAACGAAGCAUCUUUCGUUGGACUUGAGCAACUUCAAAUAUUGGAUCUUGGGUCCCAGCGUACAGAAAAGCUCACAAUUAAGGAAGGUACCUUUAGAAGACUGUCAAAUUUGACAUAUCUUCAUUUGGGAGACAACCACUUGCUUAUUCUUGAACAAGAUGCUUUUGUAGGGUUGUCACGGCUGCAAAAUCUUGUUUUACUAAACAAUGGUCUGGACAGGUUGAUUUUAGAAGAGGAAUACCUUAAGCCUCUGGUGUCAUUAGAAACACUGGACCUCUCCUUUAACAAAAUAGAAACAAUUAGACCUGGUCUGUUUUUUCAGAAUAUGACAAAGCUCAAAGUAGUACGUCUGAAACUUAACAAAGUUGGCAGCAUGUGUGAGCAAGACUUGCUGGGUUUUCAAGGUAAAGAUUUUAACUUUCUUGAAUUUUCAAGCCUUCAGCUGAAUGACAUGGAAAUGCAUAACUUUAACUGGCAGAAAUGUGGAAACCCAUUCAGAAACAUAUCUGUCAGAGUGCUAGAUUUGUCAGGGAAUGGAUUGUAUGAUGAUAAAGCACGAUUGUUUUUUAAAGCAAUAGAGGGCACAAACAUUAGUCAUCUUAUUCUUUCUUCAAAUACGAUGGGCAAAGGUUUUGGAUUUUCAAAUUUAAAAGACCCUACCAGAGAGAUAUUCAGUGGCCUGAAGAAUAGCUCUGUCAAAACUCUAGAUUUGUCGAGAAAUUAUAUCUUUUCUCUAGAAUUUUCAGUAUUGAGUGCGUUGCAGGAUGCUGAGGAGAUUAUAUUGUCUGACAAUAAAAUUAACCAGAUUCAAAGAAAUGCAUUUUUUGGACUUGUCAGUUUACAGAAGCUUAGUCUCUCAUAUAAUCUUAUUGGGGAAAUCUAUGAAUAUACAUUUUACAAUUUACCCAAUCUUGUUGAACUGGAUUUGUCAUACAACCAUAUUGGUGUAGUUGCAUAUAAAUCAUUCAGCAAAAUGUCUAAAUUAAGGGUCUUAAAUAUUUUUGGGAACUCUCUAAAACAACUUCACACAUUUGAAACAAUACCCAAUCUGGUACUCUUGAACAUGAGUGACAAUAAGCUGACAUCAGUGUAUGGUCUUUCUGUUUCUUCUCGUAAUUCAUCAAUCAUUGACUUGUCUCAUAACAGGCUAAGUGACUUAAAAUGUGUCUAUGAAAUUCUUAAUAAAAUGCCCUCUGUUCAGAUACUUGCAUUAAGUCACAACUUGCUAGUGCAGUGCAUACCUGAAUAUUCUGUACCCCCCCAAAAUAGUUUGAUUUACCUUGACUUGGAACAUAAUGCAUUACAGACAGUUUGGCAAAAAGGCAUUUGCUUUGACAUCUUUGACAAUCUUAGUAAGCUUUUAUAUCUCUUUUUAAGCCAUAACUUUCUUAGCUCUCUCCCAGAUGGUAUUUUUAAAGGUCUGACUUCUUUGCAAGUGCUAGAUGUGUCUUACAACUCAUUAACGUAUCUCCCACGAAACAUUUUCCCAGAAAGCCUGGAACAGCUCAAUUUGUCUCAUAACUUUCUAAGCUCUCCUGAUCCCCACAAUUUCCAAUUCAUUAGAGUUCUUGACCUUGGCAUGAAUCGCUUUCUCUGUAACUGUGCUUUAAAAGAUUUCCUCCUGUGGAUGAAUCAAACAAAUGUGAUAUUUUUCACUCCUAUAGACAGUUUAACAUGUGAAUACCCCAAAAGUUUACGUGGAGUCCAAAUCAAGUUCUAUGCAGAUUUGUGUGAGGAAGAGGACGAAAGGUUAAUAUCAAAACUAAGGCUCACAUUAUCCAUAGGUUGCUCAAUACUCGUCAUGUGGUUCUUGAUAUGCACCAUUACUUUCGCACAUUUCCGGGGAGAGUGUUUCAUUUUUUACAAGAGGACAAUGAAAAAAGUUAUUGAGGGUCAUGAGAAGAAGCCUUCACUGGACACUGGAUGCAAGUAUGAUGCUUUUUUGUGUUUUUGCAGCAGCGACUCCAAAUGGGUGGAGAUGGCUUUGCUUAAAAGACUUGAUUCUCAGUUUUCAGAUAAAAACCUGCUGCGCUGUUGUUUUGAGGCACGAGAUUUUAUUCCAGGGGUUGAUUACAUCUCAAGUAUAAGCGAUGCAAUCUGGUCCAGCAGGAAAACUAUUUGCAUUGUGACUGAAGCGUUUCUGAAAGAUGGCUGGUGCUUAGAGACCUUCAGAUUGGCCCAAAGCAGGAUGUUUGAUGAGGUAAAGGAUGUCCUCAUUGCUGUGGUUGUUGGAAGCAUCCCACACUUCAGAUUAAUGAAACAUGAGGCAAUUAGGGCAUUUGUCAAAAAGAAAGAGUAUUUACGAUGGCCAGAAGAUUUACAAGACCUGGAAUGGUUUUAUGCUAAGCUAACAGGAAAGAUUUUAGAAAAAAAAUUCAAAAACAAAAAUGCUACUGAACUCCAGAAUAUCAGAACAGUUGUGACCAACUAAAAUAUUGUGCUUUGACUGUUGUAUAACAUUUAAUAUUUUGUUUCACCAGUCUGUGAUUAAUACUAUUUGUGAUUUGCUUCACACAGGAAGCAAAUAAGAGGUAUGCAGUGUCACUCAUGUAUACAGUAUUGCGCUUUUAUUUUCUCAUGAAUCUUUUUUCUGU